AUGUGGACCUUUCUGGGUAUCGCCUCCUUCAUCUACGUGUAUAAAAAGUGUGGAGACCUCAUGACUUACGCUAAUAAGGAGGUACUGCUCUCCGUGUUAGUGUUUUUCUCCCUCGGCUUGCUGCUGUCGUACAGGUACCGUUUCAGGGGGCCCAAGCAGCAGCAGCAGCGGAAGACCCAGCUGGGGAUGCUCUCUGACGUUCUCUCAGCUUUACCACUUGUUGGCUUCUUCUGGGCCAAACCCACCCCAGGAUCUCAACAAGUUGAACAGCCCAAAUCCAGAAAGGGUAAAAGAGAAGUAAACUUCCCAGAUGUAUAUCUGACAGAGACUGCUCCAAAUGCAACAUUAUCACCUCAAUACAAUCCAGAAAUUAUCAUUGUGGGAUCAGGUGUCCUUGGUUCUUCCUUGGCCGCAGUGCUCUCGAGGGAUGGAAGAAAGGUGACUGUGAUAGAGAGGGAUCUGAAAGAACCUGACAGGAUAGUUGGAGAAUUGUUGCAACCUGGAGGUUUUAAUGCACUUAAAGAGUUGGGUCUUGAAGAUACAGUAGAAGGUAUUGAUUCACAAACAGUAAAUGGUUACAUAAUUCAUGACAUGGAGAGCAACUCGGAGGUUGAAAUUCCUUAUCCAAUGUCUGAGGAUGGCCGUGUGGCAAGUGGAAGAUCUUUUCAUCAUGGCCAGUUCAUCAUGGGUCUCCGAAGGGCAGCUAUGGCAGAGCCCAAUGCAAAAUUCAUUGAGGGGACUGUGUUACAAUUGCUUGAGGAAGAUGACUGUGUCGUGGGUGUUCAGUACAGGGACAGAGAAACUGGAGACACUAAGGAACUUCAUGCACCACUUACUGUUGUAGCUGAUGGACUUUUCUCCAAGUUUAGAAAAAACUUGGUCUCCAGCAAAGUUACUGUUUCAUCCCAUUUUGUUGGUUGCAUUUUGAAGGAUGCACCACAGUUUAAAGCUAAUUAUGCUGAACUUGUUUUAGCUAAAACUAGUCCAGUGCUAAUCUAUCAGAUUUCUUCAACUGAGACUCGGGUCCUUGUUGAUAUUCGAGGGGAAAUGCCAAAAAAUUUAAAAGAAUACAUGAUUGAAAAUGUUCAUCCACAACUACCUGAUCAUUUAAAGGAACCAUUCUUAACAGCAGUUCAGAAUGAUCGUUUAAGGACUAUGCCAGCCAGCUUCUUGCCUCCUUCAGCUGUAAACAAAAAAGGUGUUCUUCUUUUAGGUGAUGCAUAUAAUAUAAGACACCCUCUAACUGGUGGAGGAAUGAGUGUUAUUUUAAAUGAUGUUAAAAUAUGGAGAAGUUUGCUCCAGGAUAUUCCAGACCUCUAUGAAGAUUCUGAUGUUCUUAAGGCAAAAAGAACAUUUUACUGGUCAAGAAAAAAAUCUCAUUCUUUUGUAGUGAAUGUUCUUGCCCAGGCACUUUAUGAGCUCUUUGCUGCCACAGAUGAUUCCUUGCACCAGCUAAAGAAAGCCUGUUUCCAUUACUUCAGGCUUGGUGGAAAAUGUGUCUCGGGUCCUGUUGGAUUGCUAUCUGUGUUAUCUCCUAAACCAAUGGUACUGAUUGGCCACUUCUUUGCUGUGGCAUUAUACGCUGUUUAUUUUUGCUUUAAGACCGAGUCCUGGAUCACCACGCCUCGAGCAUUUUUCAGUAGUGGAGCUAUUCUUUACCGGAGUUGCUCUAUAAUAUUUCCACUUAUUUACUCUGAAAUGAAGUAUUUAGUCUAUUAAAAUCCAGGGGGAAAUGACUGGAGGAAGAAAACAUGAAAAUCGCGAUGCCUUCAAAAUCUUUGGACAUGUACUAUUUAACAUUGUGUUUUCUUCUCUUCGAAAUGUGAUUUCCUUGAUAAGGAUUUGACUUAAUUUUGGUUUUGUGUUUAUAUACAUAUAUAUUAUAUGUAAAUUUUCCUUUCUUUAAAAUUGAAGUUCAAAAAGGAGUUAGCUGUUUACAAGGACUAUAAUUAAGUGUUGACAUGUGGUAGAUAAUUGCCAGUUUUGUCAGAAUUUCAUUCCUUGCUUUAUCUAUUGCCAAGUGCUCCACUAAUAUUAAUAAACUGAAAAGUGAAAACUGUAAACCA
Messenger RNA from Haliaeetus leucocephalus (bald eagle), 2066 nucleotides. RefSeq names its product squalene epoxidase (gene SQLE). Gene Ontology annotation, cellular component: endoplasmic reticulum; membrane. The transcript has 11 exons. NCBI's taxonomy places the organism in Eukaryota, Metazoa, Chordata, Aves, Accipitriformes, Accipitridae. Gene Ontology annotation, molecular function: flavin adenine dinucleotide binding; squalene monooxygenase activity. The record is from RefSeq and is a predicted model, not a curated record. Gene Ontology annotation, biological process: sterol biosynthetic process; cholesterol metabolic process. Bases 1 to 1719 code for a protein of 572 amino acids.